Tachysurus fulvidraco (yellow catfish) is the source of this 3237-nucleotide messenger RNA. Its product is annotated as protein FAM181B. The transcript has a single exon. The coding region runs from base 534 to 1502 and encodes 322 amino acids. The record is from RefSeq and is a predicted model, not a curated record. NCBI's taxonomy places the organism in Eukaryota, Metazoa, Chordata, Actinopteri, Siluriformes, Bagridae.
UCAUUAUAACAUAAACUUUAUUUUGUUUCUUUACACCUAGAUAAGUAUACAAUCCUUCAUAUUUAUUAUUGUACAUGUCUGGAUACAUUUAAACCUAUUAUUGAACCUUCACUGCCUUUAAUAUCAUGACAUUGUACUGAUCACAUACACAAGUAAAACACUGGGAUAGUUGAACAAGUAGCUAUUGUCUUAUUGCUCAGUAGGAUGCCUUGGACAAAUCCCUCUUAGUUGCAGGUGGUCAGGCGUGAGCAAAGAGUUAAGUCCUGGGGUCCCUCUGUCCCUCCCUCCUAAUGUCCUGACAUCAUUGGCCCUGCCUCCAAAAACUCCUUGCUUUCCCCCAAAGUAAGUUUUCCAGUCCUGCUUUCAUUAGUGUCGGAAAGAAACACGGUGUGCUCCCAGUGUUAAGACCAAGCAUUAGCAUAUAGUUUCAUGCCCUGGAACUAUAGAUUGUAAAACUAUGUUUUAAUUAUAAUCUAAGGACCUUUUGGUUUUCAGCGUGGACAUCUUGGGUGUUAUAUGCGGUUCAGCAGGAGAUGGCUGUUCAGGCUGCUAUCAUGAACUCACAGUUCCUAAAUUUCUGUUUCCCUGGUUCGGUUAUGGAGUACGAGGUGGAGAAGGGUCUGGAUGGGACAUUCCUGGGUGAAGUGGACUGUGAGGGUGAGUUCAGGGAGGCAACCAGUGACUUGCUCAGCUUCAUUGACUCUGCUUCCAGUAACAUCAAACUGGCCCUGGAUAAGCCAGUGAAGUCCAAGAGGAAAGUCAACCACCGCAAGUAUCUACAGAAACAGAUCAAAAGAUGCACAGGAAUCAUGGGACUGGGGAAUGGAUCACCUCAUGAUGCUUGCAAAAGUCAUGACUCCACACCAAGUCCGACUAGCAUCAUCCAGAACAAAACUCCUAAGCGGGAUGGAGCUCAGGCUAACCUGCAGAGCAAAAGUCUGGCUGCUCUCUUUAACCAUGCCAAGGAUUUGCGGGGAGAGAAAACAAAAAAGCCUCCACUGCGACACAGAAAUCUGCCACCAUCCUUCUUCACAGAGCCAGCCAACAAUGCCAGAGUUACAUCCACUUCUGGCAUGUCCCUCAAAGAUCUUGAGCGGGGGAAUCCAGAUGCAACAGAAUUCUUUGAGCUCCUGGGGCCUGAUUACAGCAACAUGGUCUCUGAGCAGGAACUCUACCACACCAUGCCUAACAGGGUCCAGCAGCAGGGAACCACAGGACCGGAACCAAUCCCUUUUGACUCCCACAGUUUUGUGACAGGUGGUUUUCUGUAUGCAGAACCAUGGACCACAAGUGCUGGGGUGUCCAAAAAAACAGGAGACAUAAAGAUAGUUCCAGGGCAGUCAUCUCUAUAUGGGAACACAGACUCAUCUUGCCCAUUGCCUAUGGAGCAGAACUCUACAUGUUCGUUGACCUUCCCAAACUUCUUUACAGACUGCUCUGUGUCCCAGGUCUCAUACGAUCUGGCUAGCGGAUACAGCCGAGGUAGUUUUCCAUCUCUUUAAGUGAAGCAGCUUUUUCACUUUUUGAAAGAACUUUUUGAAACAAAAAUCUGCAAAGGAAACAAUUUUUAACUAUGCAUCUAUAUGAUGAUUAAUCAGAAAGAAACAUUUUGGACCAACUUAUUUAGUGAAAUGUUUAUCUCAGCCUGUACAGAGGGAUAAUCUUGCUGCUUACUUGAUGUCAGGGACUUUUACAACAAUCUCUAUCAUUUACAACAAUCUUUAUAACAAUCUCUACGUUCUAUCACACCUUAUAAAGUGUUACAGGAAUUCGAUUAAUAAUUUUUCAUAUGCUUUUUCAUAGAUAGGAAAUCUCCAUGGAUAGGGUGAGGGAUUUUUUAUUUAGAACAUUAUCUCAGGGUGUUAUUUUGCUUGUUUUCAUAUAUUGAAAAAUAACAAUAAUCAUUUAGUCUGAAAAGAAAAGAAAAAAAGACAAUUAAGGCAGAGUAAUUACUUUUAACUGUUACAAUUUAUUAGGAAUAAAAGCUACAGGAACUGUGAUUAGAGAUUUAUGUUUUUCAAUUAGAAAUAUGGAAAUAAAGUCAUAUUUUAUAGAGCAAUUUGGUGCUUUCAUAUUCAGAAAGAUGCCCAGCAUCCUCAUAAAUAUCUGUCAGUAGUAGAUUUUACUGUUUUAUAUAAAAGGCUUGCUUAUUAGCAUGUGCUCUUGGCUCUCUGCAGUAUAUUAUUAAGAUAAUGUUGUAUGUGGAGUACAUAUUCCUUUAAAUUUGGAAUAAAAGCAAAUCUAAAACAGUGGAAGUGGAAGCUUCUUAGACGGGGACUACAGAGUGGAUCUUGGAUUAUCACUACAGUCUAACUUUGGUUUAGGAUAGAAAUUGAGAGUAGAUACUGGAUAUUUCAAACUUGAGUACAAAACUGAGUCCAAAAUAUAACACAUUAUAAUGGGAAGUAAAAUAUAGUGAUAUAUAUUAUUUUUAUGGCAAGUGCCUUGAAUGUAUUUGGAACAUAUAAACUGUUGAAAGCACUGACAAUUUGCUUUAUUGUAAAUAACCUCAAACUGUCAACAAAAGCAACGUUCAAGUAGUUAAAUGAUUGUGUUUUAGGUUCAUACACUUGACUGCUCUCUUGCUCUAUAUCACUUCACCUGAUAUGAGCAGUAAGAGCAGUAUUUUUGUUCUUGUUCAGAAUGUAAUAAGGCAUAAUAAAGCUGGUCUUUAUUUCUCAUAUAAUACUAUUUUCCUCUUACUUUACUUUGUGCCUACUGGUAAAUAUACUACAAUAUUAGGAAUAUGUAGAAAAGUAGGAACUGCAAAUUUCGCAUUUUAACACAUUGCGUGGAUUGCAUAAGACUGUAUAUAAUGUUCAUGAACAUAUAGCUCCCUCUACAGGCUACAAGUUAUUUCACUGCUUGUCCAGUUUAGUAUUGAGCACACUUGUAAUGUAUAAUUCUGUCUUCUAUGUUUUAAAAGCAAAUGAAUGUUAAUCAUUCACUUAAUAACCUCUAGGGUAUUGGUCCUGGUCAUUAAAUAUUUAAUAUUUAUUUUUGAUAUUUAUUGCUGUAUCACAGAUCAGAAAAAGAUUGUUUACAUAUUUGGCCUGAAAUAAUACACAUUGUACAGAUGGUGCUUUUUAAUGGAAUAAAUAGCAUUUGGCAGAUGCCUCUAUCCAGAGUGGCUUAAUGAACUAUAAAUAAAUGUAAAUCUAUUUAAACAUUUAAACAAAAUAUUCUGUGACGAAGAAGAAGAAGAAGAAGAAGAAGAAGAAGAAGAAGAAGAAGAAG